AUGUUGCAGGACCUGCCCGGGGUCGAUGAGCCUAUGUCGACCACUCCGGACAAUCCUUUGCGAUCUCAAUCGCCGUCCGCUAUGGACGAGGAUGUUCCGCAGACUGCUAAGCCUGGCGUCAGUCCGGGCCCAAGCCGCCAGCCUGAUCCCAGCCGUCAGGGUGGUCAGACGAGUGCUGGUGAUCCUGCCAACAAAGGUGGUCUGGGCGAUGCAGCUAAUCCGAGUGGUGCGAUCAAUCCCACUACGGAAACUGGUCUGCCUGGCAAGGGUGGUUCUGCUCUCGAAAGCGACCUAGGCAGUGCCUCCCGUCCUGUCGAGAGCGAUAGUCCAAUGGCUGGCGCGACCAGUGCCUCUAGUGCAAAUCCUCAGAGUAGUUCGUCUGCUGCACCCAGUCAGGCCGGCGAGGGCAGUCAGGUGGGCGAAGUUGGGGAUGGUGCUCAGCCUGGUCAAACUGCAGCUGCUCAAGGACAGCAGAUCAAGAACCGGAUCGUGAUUGAGCUUCCGACGUAUGCCGAGAUUGUCAGGCAGAAGCAGGCGAAGCGAUCGUCCGCGCCAUCGCGUGCACCAAAGGUAGCGAAAAGCGUGGAAAAGCAAAAUAAAGAUCGAGAAGAGACACCGAUUGAGGCCGUAACGUUCGAGCAAGCCAUGGAGAACGUAGAAGAACCUGAAGACCCUGCGGCGCAGAUUGAUAAGAUCUUGAAGGCAGAUACUGAGGACAAGGCGUCGAAGGCCCUCAUCGGCUUUGGUAUCGCCAAUAUCUUUGACGACAUCUACAAGCGAAAGCCAGGCAAUCGCGAUCCCCCUGCUUUAUCUCUCGAGAAGAUGAAGCUGCUGGCAAAAGCCGGCCUCUUCAAUACGAUGGAGAAAGAGACGCCAUUUAUCAUCGUUGCGAAGAGGGCCUCCGUUGAUACUCGGCCAAGCCUCACGUUUGGUGAACUCAUCACGGAGGACCUACCAGAUGAGCAUAGCAGCCUCUACAAGAAGCUUGGCCAGGUGUAUGCGGCGGUAUAUGAUGAUGAUGUGCUCCAGACGAUGCCUGAGGUCCGCCACAGUCUUGGCAACAAUAACAAAGUCACCCCAGUUCCGGAUACGCCGGAGCACACCCUGCUCAACCUGCUUCUCUUUGUAGCCGACGAACUCGUGCAGGCCAGGUCCACUGUCCACACCGACGCCGAAGCGCAGGCUGCACGUAAAACUGCGUUGCUCAAAGUCGUCAAUGCAGUUGAUGUUGGCAACUACGUUUCUCAUAUCAAGGAUCUCAUCAACACCCAGCUGCAUGUCAUUACUGCGUUUUGCGAGCUUGGUACUAUCCCUCUGAUCAGAAACUCGAAGGAGGCGCGGGCGAUGGUCUGCAAUCCUGGGCGGCUCUUAUCAUUUGCUAGCAGUGGCUACGAGCUUCUGGUCGUCAUCAUCACCACUUGGAGUACAGAGCUAGAGGAGGCCCGAAGGCACGGUCAACAGAACUUCUCACCCGUGUUCUUUGAUCUUGCUUCUGCCCUCAUACGGUGGUCGGACGUCCAAGAGCACAGUCUUACCCCAGCGGAGCAGUUCGUCUUUGGCCACAUGGUCGCGCUGUCGGAGAAGGCUGCAGCACUCUGCCUGAAAGAGUAUCUCGUGCAAGGAUCGCACAAGCUCAGCCUCUUGUCGUGGACUGGCUAUACAGCCACGACCGCCAAAGUGGCCGCAGAUAUGGACAGGUAUUACGAUCACAUCCUGGCAGAGCUCCAACCGGCACUUGAGCAUGAUCCCCAAUACACCGUAAUUGGGAUCAAAGCCAAUCAGGUGCACGACCGACUGUCCUUUGUAAGAAGGGCAGUUGCUCGGAAGGAGAAUGCGCUUUCGCCCUUAUCGUGGCAGGCUCGGGUGCCUCUGUUCAGUCCAUCGAUAUUUGGAGCUCUGGUCUCCCGUUUGCCGAAGCUGGACGACCUCAUACUUUGGAUUUACGAAUAUAUCCUGCGCAACUACAAGAGUCUCUCGGCUAACGCAAUGCUGAGCCGUAUUUCAGCAUCUCUGGUGAAGAAGAAUAUGGUCAUGCCACCAGAUCUUUCAUCUAUCCAUCUCUGCACGGCUGGCUUUAUUGAGGCCUGGACUGACCAUAUUAUCAACACUCAGCAUCGUCACAAGCAGGACAUCACGAUCGACAUGGAGGUCACGCCAGCUGAAAGCAUACUGGCAGACAUCAAAACCGUCUUUGCUCUUGGCAAGGAGGUUUUGCGAAAGGCAAAGAAAUCGCACACCGAGUACAAGGAGGGUGACGACCUACCUCUGGAGGUACUUGACCAGGCCAAGUUCAUCACUUCUCAUGUGUUGAACCGGUCACUGUCGGACCCACUCAACAAGUUGGGGGUCCCUAGUGCCCGCAAUGGUCACAUCGGCAAUGUCUCGCUGGCCUGCACAUAUUCGGUCUAUCAUCUUCUUGUUGCUCCGCCGCAAACUGGGAAAGAGGUUGCGAUGUCUGCCCGUACGCUCUUCGAGGCCCAUCCUGCACUUGUGAACCUCCAUACGUUCAUCAUCAAGUGUCUUUCUAGCGACGAUGUUCUGGGUGGCGACUUCCAGUUCUGGCAUCUGAUCUGGUUUAGGAAGAACAACACAAAGAGCCAGCCCACCCACCCCGGAGAAGCCGCUCUCCCGUGGGCGAACAGCACCCGCCAGCAGCAGGUGAAGAUGGUGAUCCUUUGCGUGGAGAGGAUGCCCAGCCCAAUGUCGCCGAUGGAGCUGGACGAACAGCUGGCAGGGCAGCCAGAGGAGCGGCAGGAGGAGCAGCCGCCUACACAGGCCGACGACGAGCCACCUGCCCAGCUGGAUGACGACGUCUCCAAGCAGCAGGAGGAUCAGCCUCCCUCGCAGCAGGAGGACCAGCCUCCCUCGCAGCCAGACGAUCAGCUAGACACCCAGCAUGACGAGCCACGUACCGCGCAACCGGAACAGCAGCCUGAGCAGUCCACAACUCAGGAGGCAAUUAAAACGGUCCAGCAACAGGUACAGCAUGCUGCUCAGUUGUUUGCUGAUCCGUGGACAUGGGAAGAAGGCGGUGAUGUGGUAGAUGAAGACAGGGAAGCCAUCGACAACAAGGUGUACAAGAGCCUGAAGGAGUUGUGGAAGGAGACCAACCGCCACAUGCGAGCGGUGUUCAUCAGCAAGAAUGCACCGCUCACUUGUAGCCAGUGGGACAAGGAGACGGAGAAAUACCAGAAGCAGCCAAACUGGUAUAAGGUGAAGGAUGUUAUAGAUGCGUACAAGGCACAACUCCAGUCUAUCCUCGACUUUGAGAGCGGAACGAGCUGGACGGUCGAGAGCUUCACCAAGGAGCACAAGCUGGAGCUUCAGGAGCCCACGGCUGCGGACUUUGCAAAGGUGGAUCAGGCGCUUCGGGAGGCAGCUAAAGGUGUCCGUGCAGGAAAGAAGCGCAAGGCGCCACCCCGGAAGCGAGCCAAAGGCAAAGGCAAGAAGGCCGAGGAGAGUACGGACGAUGAGAUGGACGUCGAUGAGGAUAGCGAGGAGAAGGAGGAGGAAGAGGAGGAGGAGGAGGAGGAGGAGAUGAGAGACGUCAUCCGCCAGACCAAGCGUCCUCGCCGGCGUGCUCCUCGCAAGGCUGUAAUGGUGAACGACGAUGACGAGCGCAUGAGUCCUGAGACGGAGGACUCGACAUAG
Schizophyllum commune H4-8 is the source of this 3651-nucleotide messenger RNA. RefSeq lists its product as uncharacterized. Bases 1 to 3651 code for a protein of 1216 amino acids. Lineage: Eukaryota; Fungi; Basidiomycota; Agaricomycetes; Agaricales; Schizophyllaceae. The record is from RefSeq and is a predicted model, not a curated record. The transcript is spliced from 12 exons.